UAUAAAAAUGGUUCAUCACAGAAGAUUGGUUUCCCAACAUCAUACAAACAAACUUUAUGUUGAUUACAAAACAUUACAUUUUAAUAAGUGAUAUCUCGAUAAGAUAGUAGAGACUCGUGCAAAUACGCACUAGAUAGCAUCGCUACAUUUAAUCACGGAAUACUUACGUAUCAAUCUCAGUAAUGCUCAAAUGCAUUUCAUUGAGUGUUGUGUUUCGUGUAGAUUUUUAUUAUGGAUUCAGUGUACGAAAGAGCGCUAAAUGAAGUAGGUCAGAAUGGAAAAUUCCAGAUACGUUUCGACAUAGUUUACAAUUUAGUAUUCACAGCGUUAUGGGCUACGGCCUACAACAGCAUAUUGUUAGCGCUAGUUAUUAUACCUCAUUCGUGUGAACUUCCAAACAGACCUGAAAAUGUAAGUGCACUUGACUGGAAAUCAAAAUACAUACCCAUGGUGAAUGAUACUACUGGGAAAACAGUAUUCAGCAGUUGCCAAAUAUACGUAAACCCAGAUGAAAACAAUGUAACAAAAUCUUGCGAUGUUUACUCUUACAACAGAACUUGGUACGAAUCGACCGUUUCUUCUGAAAACAAUUGGGUGUGCGACGAUCAGAUUUAUGUAGCAAAUGUAUUCGCCUAUAGCAAAAUAGGCGAAGCCGUUGGAUCGGUCUUAUUUGGUUGGUUCGGUGACAUAUACGGCAGACGUUUAUCAUACAUUGUGUCCUUAGGCUUGUUAGUUCUUGGGAGAGUGGUAUCAGUAUUUAGUAGCCAUUUGUACAUUAUCUUCGUUAUUGGCUGUAUCAUCGCGUCGUUUCCAUCAUGGACUGUCGUGCAGAGUGCGACAGUGAUAUCUAUGGAAAUAUCGGCGCCCGACCGUCGGUCCACCAUAGCGACGCUGCGUACGAUCGGGUAUAGCGCGGGCAUGUGUCUGAUGCCGCUGCUGUAUUGGUGGCUACGGGACUGGAAGACUUUCAUGAUCGUCACCACGGCAACGCAAGUGCCGUUUUUAAUGCUCUCGUGGAAAAUUCUAGAAUCUCCUAGGUGGCUGUGGGUAGAAGGAAAAACUGAAUCUUGUCUCAAAGAGUUGAAUAAAAUUGCUAAAGUAAACCAUACAAAGCUAGAAGACGAGACUAAGGAGGAGAUAUUUAUAUCAAAAGCGACAAGUGUUCAAGCCAUUGGACCACUGUCUUUGUUCUCUGGUUGGCGAUUGGCAAUCAACACAAUUUUACAAUUAUACCUGUGGGUUUCCGUAAGCUUAAGCUACAUAGUGCUCUUACUAAGUUCUGGAGAGAAGACCGAUGCAAACCCAUUCCUAGAGUUCGCUUGGCAGUCCAUGGUGGAGCUACCAGCUACAUUCGCGGGCGCGUGGCUUGCUGACAACUUAGGGCGGCGAUAUGCGGGUGCCACGGCGUAUAGCGUCAGCGCCCUGAUGUGGAUCUUAAUGUCCUUCAGAUUGUACGGAACAAACACAUGGCUGCAAGAAUGGUGGGUAGGCUCCACGCUUAUAGUUGUAAACAGAUUUGCCAGUACGGUGUCAUAUUACGUCAUCUACCUGUUCAAUAUGGAGCUGUACCCAACUUGUCUGCGCCAGUCAGGGAUGUCUCUAGGAAACGUAUUCUCGAGCGGAGGCAGCGCUAUGGGAGCGUAUUUGAUGCACCUUGGUCGUCUAGAUGCCCGUAUUCCAGGAGCAGUUCUGUUCGUGGUCGCCUUACUAGGGACAGGGUCCACGCUCCUUCUCCCAGAGACCCUGAACGCCACGCUGCCAGAAACUAUACAAGAUGCCCGGGAGUUUGGGAGAAGGAAUAGAACUAAAUACGGCGCUAUUAAGCUGAAGACUGAACCAACAAGACAGAAUCCAUCAGAAAAAUAACAAUUGAG
Molecule: messenger RNA, 1874 nt
Organism: Ostrinia furnacalis (Asian corn borer)
Lineage: Eukaryota; Metazoa; Arthropoda; Insecta; Lepidoptera; Crambidae
Product: solute carrier family 22 member 5
Exons: 8
Coding region: 232-1866 (544 amino acids)
Biological process (GO): transmembrane transport
Cellular component (GO): membrane
Molecular function (GO): transmembrane transporter activity
Source: RefSeq, a predicted model, not a curated record